Salvia splendens (bonfire salvia) is the source of this 6461-nucleotide messenger RNA. Its product is annotated as cysteine-tryptophan domain-containing zinc finger protein 3. The record is from RefSeq and is a predicted model, not a curated record. Gene Ontology annotation, molecular function: zinc ion binding. The transcript is spliced from 13 exons. Lineage: Eukaryota; Viridiplantae; Streptophyta; Magnoliopsida; Lamiales; Lamiaceae. The coding region runs from base 426 to 5309 and encodes 1627 amino acids.
UACUCUUAGAGAAACAAUCGCGGCUGCUGAAACCAGAGUCCCUUCUCUCUUACUUUUUGUUCCUGCUCAACAUUUUGAGCUUCAGAGAUCGCAUAACACGAUCUAAUUUCCACGUUACGUGAAUCAAGCAAGCUCUCAGAUUCAAAAUAAAUUGACAAUUUGCCGAUUUUUUCAUCUCCCGAAUGUAGAUUGGUGUAUUGCCGAGCAAAAUAAUCUUUUUUCUAUUUCUUUGUUUGGUGAGGAAAUCGGAGUUUUAAGUAUGAUCAGGGAAAAACAUUAAAGGGUUUUUCUGGGGGCUCUUAUUGUAUAUAUGCCUUAAACUUUUUUGGCGGAAAAGUAAACGGUGGAGGAAAAAAGUUCACUUAAGGGAGUUUUGAUUGUUAUUGUUAGUAAUAUCUGUUUCCCUUGGUUUCAAUUUGUGUGAGAUGUUAUCUGUGGGCAGUAGAGAUGGUAGAAAGCGGAUGGGUUUGGGAUUAGACAUGGAAGAAACUGAGCUAGAAGAAGGGGAGGCUCUUGGUUAUCAGGAGGGAGAAGAUUCCACCAUUAACCCUGAUAUUGCUCUCUCUUACAUUGAGGAAAAAGUCCAUAAAUUUUUGGGUCACCUCCAGAAAGAUUUUGAAGGAGGUGUUUCAGCUGAGAAUUUGGGGGCAAAAUUUGGUGGCUAUGGUUCUUUUUUACCUACAUAUCAGCGGAGUCCAUCUUGGUCCCAUACAAAAAGUCCAGCCGGGGCUCAUAACUAUGAGUCACCAAGAAAGCCCCACACAGAGGAUCAAAGGCAGAAUUCUUUAGCUUCAUCAAGUGCUUCUCCAUCAAUAAGGCCCCCUUCCGCUUCAGGAAAACCUUUAUCAGUGGGAACCUCCUUGCAAGGCAAUGGCUACUUAAAAUCUAAACAUGCUAAACAAUCAAGCUUAAAAAGUGGAACAAAUAAAAAAUCUGCGAGUGAUCAGAGAACACUGAAGGUCCGGAUCAAAGUUGGCUCUGAAAACCUGUCAGCACAGAAGAAUGCUGAAAUCUACAGUGGACUUGGUCUUGUAGUUUCACCAUCCUCUUCGAUGGACGACAGUCCCACAACUAGUGGAAGGCAAUGUGGUAAACUUUUGGGUGUGCCUGAGGCAUCACCAACCAAUAUUCUUCAGAUUAUGACAUCUUAUUCUGAGGAACUUCUUCUAUCCCCUCUAUCUGAGGAUCUGAUUCAUCUUACAGAAAAAAGGAAGUUGAGGGGAAUAAGUGAAACUAAACCAGGUGACAAAACAAGCAAAAUGUCUGGGCCAUUAUGGAAUGGAUCUCUUUCCAGUAGGAGCAACCAUAUAGUUACUGAACAGAAAAAGGUUGAUGAUUACUUCACAGAAUUACCAUAUCUGAAAAAUAAUGCUUUUGUGGAGAGUAAUGUUUCUCCACUGAAGAAGGAAGAAAAUGAUCGUGAUGCGUUUGGGUAUGAGGAGCUCGUCUGUAAUGCUUUGAAGCUUCCACUUUUAUCGAGUUCUCAGCAUAUUGUUUCCGAUCCAUCAAAGGGUAUGUCCCCUGCAGCUUUUGCUGUGAAAGAUGGGAUAAAGCAAGAAGCCUUAACCCCGUUUAUUGAGAAGGAACAUUUGGAGGGUUCGGCACCUGCUCAUGAUGCUAGCCGAGUUGAGAAAUUGUGUGUGAGGUCUGGCUCAUUGGUCAAGGCUUCUGAAUCUGAAGAAGGAAAUUUAAUAGGUACUGUUGCAGCUUGCCCUCAGGAGGACGUAUAUAAGGCAGAAAAGCUUCCUGUCUUGGACCAGUCGGAGUCUAAUGCCUCUAAGGGAAUAAAAGCUCACACUGCUGCCGAACCGCCUGAUCUCUUGAAACAAUUAGUAACUCAGAAAGGAGGGUCAGUUAAAGAGGAAGGCCUGGAAUCAUCUCUUGAGAAAUCAUCAACUGGGGGGAAGAGGAAACGGAAGGAAGCUCAAAAUAAAGACUCUGAAGGUGCAUACAGGGCAAAAGAUGAGUUAUUGGUUGAGUCUUCUUUGGUUCCUAAAAGUUGCAAGAGUUCUCAGACUAAUAAUAGUCUCAUAUCUAAAAAUGGCACACCUGAUCUCCAGAAGGAGCAUGAGAAACCAAGGGACUGGUAUAAGGACUUCUUUGGAGAUGUAGAAUUCGAAAAUGAAUACAAUGAAUCAGUUUCUGGGGAAAUGACAUCCUCAGGAAGGUUAAAAGAUUCUCAACUUGCUGGAAAAAGAAAUUUAAGUAAAGAUCAUAACAUGUAUCGAGAAAAACAUACAGGCAGAAAUUCUGAAAAAACACUAGAAAAAAAUGCUAAAUCCGUUUUCCGGCCAGCUCCUCCCCUUGAAAAUGGUCCGAGUUCUGAAGCUCCAGGUGGAUCGAUUCCUCUGGUCCAAGAAGAUUGGGUUUUAUGUGAUAAGUGUAAAACAUGGAGACUACUCCCACUUGGUACUAAUCCCAAAAAUCUCCCUGAGAAAUGGCUUUGCAGGAUGCUUUCCUGGCUGCCUGGGAUGAACCGUUGUAGCAUCCCAGAGGAGGAGACGACUAAUGCUUUAAGGGCUCUUUACCAUCCUGUUACUUCAGCUCCGGUCCCUCCUUCCGAGGGUCAAGACAUUCGGCCAAAUAAUUCCUUUAUGGCUAUGGCGGGGAUGAACUCAGCUGAGCCCAGGCCUCUGGCUCAAGAACACCAUGAUGUUGCUGUCCCAACUGCACCAAAUAGCUGGAAGAAGAAACAUGGGUCUGCAGUGGCUGCAAAUUCAGCGGAUAUAGAUGGUUCCACCAACUCAUCGAACUCACGGAAGAAGAAUCUUGGUAUGUUGGGAAAAGUAACUAAAAUGAACAGCACGAGUAACUCACCUUCUGUAGAUGAAUCUGGACAGCAUAUGCGGCAAGCAAGUAUGGUAUUAGAGAAGUGCAGGGAUGCUAAAGCAGAAAAAUUAUCACAAGUCAGAUCUUCCGAUAAAGGUACGAAUGUAAAGAUAAUGAGCAAGCGUGACUCUGAUAUGGAGGGCUCUAGAUCUUCUAAAAGAAUUAAGAGUGAGGAGUUGCAUUGUGAUGAUGAAAAUUGGUAUUCUGACAAUGGUGGCUGGCCUUCCACAAAAGCAGGUCAUCGCUCGUGCAGUCUGUCAAAUAAUACAUCUGAUAAUGAUCCAGACAAGUACAAUAACCCUCACGAUUUUAAUGGUGAAUCCAUGAAAAGUAUAGUAUCGAGUAUGAAUGUAGAAAUGCAUGUUCCAUCACCUGCAGCUGAUGGUUUGCUCUGUUCUGGAAAAUAUGACGAUGAAGAUCCUAGAAAGAGGAUAACAAAAGAAAAUCAUGGUUCUAAGACUCAUAAUGAGCCUGUUUCCAAUUCAGGACAACAUUACUUGCACUCUGAUGAAUUUAGAGAAGAAUCGAGUGAAAGUGAACACAGAAAAGAAAAGAAAGCUAGACUUUCCAAGUCUGGAGGAAAAGCUAUGAGCGGAAGCAAAGCCAGUGUAGGAGCCGACAGAAAAUGCAAAAGUAUUAAGGACCAAUAUGAUGGGCAGCUUGUGAACGGCACUCAAGCAGUAGAUUAUUUGAAAAGUGACAUGGCUUCUGCAAAUCCUUCAGUUGCUGCCAAUUCAAGCUCUUCCAAGGUAUCUGGCUCACAUAGAACCAAAACUAAUGGCCAAGAACUUAAAGGCUCCCCAGUUGAAUCAGUCUCAUCAUCCCCUCUGAGAUUUCCUAAUGCUGAUAAGGUCACAUCAGCUCGGAAAAGCCUCGAUGGAUGGACUGUUUUUCAUGAGUCUGUAGCUGCCAACCCGAGAAGGUUUCCGGGCAGUGAUGAUGGAGGGAAUGACCGAACCGGAUUGGAUAAAAUAGAUGCAGUUCUUACUCUGAAAGAUCAUGUCGAUGAUGUCCACAACGAUCAGGUAUGUCAUAGUAAUCAUAGUACAAAACAUUAUUCUGAACAAUUUAAAGCUGAAACAAGAACAAACAACAACCAAUCUCAGAGUGGAGUUCACUUGGAAAAAUCUGGAAAGUCUUCACAUUCGAACGACAAGGCUCACGCCUCUGGUUCUGACGUAGACAAGAUUAAAAUCAAGGCUUCUGAUUCAAGAAAUGAUGCUCCAGAUCACAUGCAUUUGCAAGAGGAGAAGUCAAAGAGCAAAAGAAACAAGUCUGAUGAGAAAUCUGGCUCUCCUAAAAGGGGUGAGAAGUUUGUUUCCAAGAAAGAUACGGCGGGAGGAAUGUCAAGUGGGAGCUCUAGAGCACCAAGUCAAAAGAAACUUGGCCAUGAUGGACAAGAUACUAUCAGAAACCAGGAUAAGAAGCAUGAUCUCCCACAAGAGCAUGAAAAUGAGAAAUUACCUAAGAAAAGCAACCAGGCAGAACUCCUUGGGAAUGGGAAGUCACACUCACUUCCGCCCUUAGCAAGAAUACAGACUGAGACUGCUCCUGUUUCUGGAUCUCAGAAGGAAAAUAGUUUAAAAGGUUUGGCUCCUGAUGCAUCCGAUAACAGUGAUGCACAAAAUGCCUUGAAUCAGAGAAAGAAAUCUGAGAACUCAAAUGGUCUGCCUAUGAGGCAUCGAACCCCAAAUUCUCAUAAAGUUCGGGAUGUUGACGCUCCAAGUCCCCUUCGAAAGGAUUCCUCCAGUCAGGCUGCUAAUACCAUUUUAAAAGAGGCGAAGGACCUCAAACACAUGGCUGAUCGUCUUAAGAAUUCUGGAACCAGUAUUGGGCUCUACUUUGAAGCUUCCCUCAAGUUUCUCCAUGGAGCCUCUUUGCUUGAAUCUGGAAGUAGUGAAGCUACUAAGCAUAAUGAACUGAUGCACUCAUUGCAUAUAUAUAGUAGCACUGCAAAACUAUGCGAGUUUUGUGCCCAUGACUAUGAAAAGUCAAAAGACAUGGGUGCUGCUGCUUUGGCCUACAAAUGUAUGGAGGUUGCUUACAUGCGAGUGAUUUAUUCAUCUCAUAGCAAUACAAGCAGGGAUCGGGCCGAGUUGCAAAGUGCUCUUCAAAUUGCUGCCCCUGGUGAAUCUCCAUCCUCCUCUGCCUCUGAUGUCGACAACUUGAACCACCAAGCGACAGCAGACAAGGCUGUCUCAGCCAGAGUUGCGGGCUCUCCUCAAGUUUCUGGAAGCCAUAUCAUUACUUCACGUAAUCGUUGUGGUCUUCUGCGUGUUUUGAACUUUGCACAGGAUGUUACCUUUGCAAUGGAAGCAUCAAGAAAAUCAAGAAUUGCUUUUGCAGCUGCUUCGUCAGGUCUUGGAGAAACCCAGAAAGAGGGUAUCCGUUCACUUAAAAAUGCGCUUGACUACAGCUUCCAAGAUGUUGAGGGUUUAUUGCAGUUUGUGCGAAUUGCAAUGGAUGCCAUCAGCCGUUAAACAACUUGUAAUUAACAUUCCAGUUUUGGGUCCUUACUCACCAAAUAAUAUGCAAUGCAUCAAGAGUUCAAGUAGAACGUGUCACCCUUGUAAAUCUGUACAGUUAUAUUGAGUUUGCAUUGCCUUUCUGAUUCUUAAUCGCAUGCUUAUGGAUGAAAUAAAGGCCUCAAUUUUUUUAAAUUUUUUUUCAACUUGGGUUGAUGAUGUUUGAUAAAGUGUAUCACUGAAGAAAUGACCAUAGCUUGGUUGACGAAAGGCUAUCGGACCAUUUUAAGGUGUUGGAGUGUUGAUGCAUGCCCCACAGUUGCAAUGGAGUGCUGUCUUGAGUGUGCUGACCCUGUGUUUCAUAUACAAGCUCGAUGCAUUUUUCAUAAUGACAAAAUUGGCCCCGAUGAGUUUACCCAGAUCCAGCAAAUUCUGAUUGGGAAUCGGGAUUGCAUCCUCAGGUGCGAUCAUAUAAUUUCUGCUCGUGCCCUUACAGAAUCUAUUUUUGUAUUCAUUUAGUCAAGUGCAAUAAGUUUCUGAAUCAGCUGCACCUGGUGGGAAGAGUAAUAUGGCAGUUUGUAUAUUUGUCACUGAUGAAUGAGUUGGAAGUGAUGCCCGAAUAGUGUAUACUUGUAGUAUGCUGUGGAGCUGAUUCUCAAGGAAAUACAUAUAGCUAUUAACUUUUCUGAAAUAUCCCAGUUGCUAUACUUACAUUGGAAAAACGUACGAGCCGCUUCAUCUUGAUGGCAUUCUGGACAUGGACACCCUUGAAAUCACCAUCGGCUGACAGGUGGUACGUGAGGUGAGACGCGAUCAAAGCUUCUGAUGGAUGCAGGAGGAGAGUCUUGAGUCCCUGUGAAGAUUUCGUGGCAUUUUGCUGUGUGGGAACAUUUUUCUCUGUAGCAGAAAUUUGCUUAUCCCAAUUUGCUGAGAAUUCUUUGAUAUGUACUGUAUUUAGUUGUUGCUUGUAAAAAAUAUUUCUUCUCCAUUAGGUUAGAUUUAGUGAAAAGAAUGCACAUUUUAUUCCAUUUAUACUUGUAAUUCAAUUUUUUAAUUCUUAGGUGUUCCUCUUUUUAUGAAAAAGAGUGAACUAUAUACAUUGUAAUUGAUCUUUCAAGUAAUUGAUCUUUCAAUUUCGCACAUAAAUAGUACGUGAUCUUUAUUUUA